Molecule: messenger RNA, 774 nt
Organism: Rubroshorea leprosula
Lineage: Eukaryota; Viridiplantae; Streptophyta; Magnoliopsida; Malvales; Dipterocarpaceae
Source: the annotation of a GenBank genome assembly
GGGUCCUCCUUCUAUUUGAAGAUCCCCAGACUGUAAAACAGAAGACUCAAAAGAGAUUUUUGGAAUGGGGGAUUUGGGAGUUACAUGUUUGGUAUGAGUGAACGGAUUGCCAGUCAAUCAGGUGACAACGGUGGCUACAAGAACCCAGCACUAGGAUGGAUGAUCGGCUUUCUUUUCAUGGUUAGCUUUCUUGGCCUCUUCUCAGUGGUGCCACUUCGAAAGAUCAUGAUCAUAGACUUCAAACUGACAUAUCCAAGUGGUACUGCAACUGCUCAUCUUAUCAACAGCUUCCACACCCCUGAAGGAGCAAAGCUAGCAAAGAAGCAAGUUCAAACAUUGGGCAAGUUCUUUUCUUUUAGCUUCUUGUGGGGUUUCUUUCAAUGCAGUGGCUUCUGGUUUGAUAUGUGGGGAUGGCAUAUGGACUUUGCCUAGUUCAAUACUUGCUUUAGCAGGCGUUAAGCCCCCAAUUUGCAUGAAGUUUCUGUCAAGGGCAACAAACGAUAAAGUCGAUAAUUUCUUGGGCAGUUGAGCCCAUAAAACCCGAGGUCAGACUAUGAUACAUAUAUAUGCAUACAUUUGAUCGUGCAUCCAAUGUUGUACAAUAUUUCUAAAUUUCGUUUUCUGUUUUUCCACUGUAAUAUGGUUAGUAUGGUAAAGAGAAUCAUGUUCAGAUGAACUGUUCCCCAAACUAGGAAAAAGGAUUGAAAAAUUAUGUUUGUGUAUUAGCGUAUGCAGCAUGUCUUUGAAUGUCAGAACUUAAAACAACUUUUAUGC